This is a messenger RNA of Oncorhynchus nerka (sockeye salmon), 2457 nucleotides long. Its product is annotated as E3 ubiquitin-protein ligase MARCHF9-like. NCBI's taxonomy places the organism in Eukaryota, Metazoa, Chordata, Actinopteri, Salmoniformes, Salmonidae. Bases 1422 to 2423 code for a protein of 333 amino acids. Gene Ontology annotation, biological process: protein ubiquitination. The record is from RefSeq and is a predicted model, not a curated record. Gene Ontology annotation, molecular function: zinc ion binding; ubiquitin-protein transferase activity. The transcript is spliced from 4 exons.
ACAGCCGAACGGAAUCUGCCCUCCCCAUCCCUAACUACAGGGCUCCAGAGAGGGUGCAUCCAUAUCAUACAGAAGAGACAGACUAAUGGCCGUAGAGAAGAAAAUGAUAAAAGUACACCAGUGUCAUGCAGUUUUUCAUUCUUGUAGGCUAGUAUUAAUUCCGGAAGUAGGUGCUGCGUUGGUUCACUAUCAAAGUCGACCAUUUCGAGGAGGAAUCAGGCAGCGCGAGCAAGCAGUAGGCUAUCAUCAUCAUCACCAUCUGAGAGGCUAGGCUACAAUAUCAAUGGCAUUAGGCUACUGCUGUAAUUGCCCUCUCGGAUGUGUAGACAUCUCCAUCGGUCUGUAAAUUAGAAGAUUGCAGCAACUGUUGUUUUGAAUUCUGGUCUGUUAUUCUCAAAUUUCGGUGCACCAUAUUUUCAACGCAAAGAUUGAAGACACCGAAGAGAAAUGCUGAUGGCUAUCGAAUGAAGGUGGGAUGUAUCGCUGUUUUGAGUGGACAUAUUUACAGAUAUAUUUAACAUGCAAAUUCACUGGAUUGCAAAUUGGAUCCACUCUGUGUGGACGUCGGGUGGAAUGAGGUGGACCAUUCUUGAUGGAUCAAUCCAAAACAUUACAGAGGUGGAAUAGAAAAGAAAAACCAUGAUCUGACGGUUGGGAUGCUACUAAGGAUAAUUAAAAACACGAUAUAAUCACACGUCUUACAUCUAACUUUCAUUAUAUCGUCUGUCCGCACCCUUUUGGAUUAUGCUUCUUGACAACAGUCCCAGAUAUGACUGUGGGGUUGGACAUGGAAUGUUUUUAUUUAUUUUUUACAUCUCGCUCUAUUUUAUGUCUCUCCGUUGUUCACUCUUCCACUAGUCCACGCUGGCAUGUCUUCUGCUUUGUGUAGCAAACAUAUAUUUUUUUGCUGCAAACCCCAAAUGCAAGGUAUUUGAUGAUGUGUAUAAUUUAGAUCGAUAGUGCAGGCAAUGGACGAUAUAGGCCUAUCACGUAUUUGUGGUGGUAGGAGUGGAGGAAGAAUCUAGCUUGACAGCAUUCGCAGAGUUGUUUUCGUAAUGAAUAUUGAGAGAGUGUAUCGAGCUUCUCAAGAGGGAAAUCUCUCAUCUGCAUUGUCUUAGACACACAUGCCAUCAGACAACAACCAAGACGUGGUCAUUUAUUUCUUACCAUUUGACAGAACAUUUACAGUAGGGUGAGCCUACAAGUUUUGUAAGCUCAUCAGUGAUACUAUUCAGAAAAUGUUUAGGUAAAAUCCCCUAAAUAAUAGCAUAUGCAGCACAAUAAUUGGCUAAAGAUAAUAGGCGUAUAAUAAUAAUAAUAAUAACCCUUCUCCUAAAUCAAAGGUAUAUUUAAAUUUUUCUUGAGACCACCUUAUUUUCAAAUUGGUUUCAUUCCCUUCUGAAUAAUUAAUGUAGCCAAACAUGUUCAAAUAUAGGAUCCGCAUGUUUUUCAACGAACUGAAAGUACUGGUUUUUAUGCGAGACGAUUCGAGACAGCCUGAACGAGCCGAAGCAGAGAGACGGUCCAGCAUGCGGGGUCUUGGGAUGGGCGGCUGCGGCUGGCCUCCCUUUGUGGACUGCUCCUCCCGGGAUGACGAGGAGGAGUAUUACGGGACGGAUCCUCGGCCUCGGAGCCUGGGCUUUGAGGAGAAGGACCCCAAACUGCAAGUGGGCCUGGAUGCCGUGUCGCUCACCAGCACUGCAAGCAGCCUGCGCUGUCGUAUCUGCUUUCAGGGUCCGGAGCAGGGAGAGCUGCUGAGCCCAUGUCGCUGUAAGGGUUCUGUGCGCUGCACCCACCAGCCCUGCCUCAUCCGCUGGAUCAGCGAGAGAGGCUCCUGGAGCUGUGAGCUUUGCUACUUCAAGUACCAUGUCCUGGCCAUCAGCACCAAGAACCCAUUGCAGUGGCAGGCCAUCUCCCUGACGGUGAUCGAGAAGGUCCAGAUCGCUGCCAUCAUCCUGGGCUCCCUGUUCCUCAUCGCCAGCAUCUCCUGGCUCGUUUGGUCGUCCCUCAGCCCCUCGGCCAAGUGGCAGCGCCAGGACCUGCUCUUCCAGAUCUGCUACGGCAUGUACGGCUUCAUGGACAUCGUGUGCAUCGGGCUUAUAAUCCACGAGGGCUCAUCAGUAUACCGAAUAUUCAAGCGAUGGCAGGCUGUCAAUCAACAAUGGAAAGUAUUGAACUAUAUAAAAGCCAAUGACUUGGGGGACCCGCUGAGUAGCAGUAAGGGUGGGGGUCGGGGCUCACGGAGUAACCCCCAUGGCUUGGGUAGUGGCGGCAGCAGGAGACAGAGUCGGAGGUUCAGGACUAUUCUGGACCACCACUGUGGCUACACCAUCCUUCAUAUUCUGAGCCAGCUACGGCCACACAACCCACGUAUCGGCUCCUCGGCCAACCGGGAGGUGGUGAUGAGGGUGACAACGGUAUGAAACUGAGCGUGGAAGGGGUGGAAUGAAGGAAUAA